Molecule: messenger RNA, 1092 nt
Organism: Diuraphis noxia (Russian wheat aphid)
Lineage: Eukaryota; Metazoa; Arthropoda; Insecta; Hemiptera; Aphididae
Gene: Wdr62
Product: WD repeat domain 62
Biological process (GO): centriole replication
Cellular component (GO): mitotic spindle
Molecular function (GO): protein binding
Source: RefSeq, a predicted model, not a curated record
AUGUUCAUAUUUUUAGUUGAUACACAAACAAAUGGAGUUGGUACCAUACGUAGAGUAUGUUCUUUGAUAGAUUUGUCUUCAAGUACACCAAAUAAAGAUUGCCAAUCUUAUAAUACAUUCAAUGGGAGUGGUUCGGACAAUUCAAAAACAAAUUCUAAAAGUUUUUCAAAAAAAAUAGCUGUGAGCAAUAUGCAUAGAAGUAGUUCUGUCAGCAUUUUGGAUCAAAGUGAUUCUGAGAGCGAUGCCAGUCAGUCUACCAAUAGUGGAAAGAAAAGCACWACAGCUAUACGAGCUAUGAGACCAACAAUAUCAUCACAAAAUAAAAUUAUUAUGAAUAAAUCAAAUCUUUUACGUAGAAGAAGCACAACUUCUUCACAAUCUACAACUGCUCUUAAUAUUAUUGGACAUAAUGAAGAUUCUAGCUCAGAAGAAUUUUUCAUGUCUUUACAUAAUAAUAAAGGAAAUCAAAUCAUACAUUCCAGAAUAAAUCCUAUUGUACCCAGUCGUAACAAUACUUCUUUAACCAGAAGUGUAAGUGAAAUGAAUUUAAAGAGUCCAUCAACUAAACCAUUUGAAAAGUCUAGAAAUCGUAGUAAUGAUUUGACUAUGAAAACAAAAAACAAUGGAACAAUAGGCCAACAAAAAAACUUAAAGAAUUAUUUAUCUUUGAUGGCUGAUCAAUUGUUUCAAACAACCGACAGAAUUUUGGAACAUACCAAUUGUGUCAAUGUCAGUGAUAGACGUAUAACUAAGGCAGAUGUUACGGAUGUAAUGACAAAACUUGAGCAAAUUGUUGGCAGUGGCGGUAUGUUUGCUCAUCAAAAUUCAAGAGUAGCACUCAAUAGUACUCAGCAAUAUUUAGAUAUUCUGAUUGAUUUGAUAAAAAAACGUUUAUCUCUUGAAGUCAUUUAAAUCACCAACUGUCAAUAUUUGCCACCUCAAAUACUAUUGUUUGCUAUACUUAUUUUUAAUAUAUUUAAGAAAAAAUGGCCAUCUAAUAACUAACAUUACAUUUUCACAAUAAUUUUAACAUUAAUUAGGUUGUCAGGUUUGUAAAUGCACAUUUUAGAAUAUGUAUUUUUAUACAAGAAU